AUGGCGCCAUCAUCAUCCAAGGAGGAGCUGGAUCCCGAGCACCCAAAUCCAUGCUAUCCGCGUGCCUGCGCGAUCCAAUCGUGCCUGCAAAAGUCGGGCUUCGACCAGGCUCGGUGCGAGCACCUCAUAGACGACCUGUACCGAUGCUGCGCCAAGUUCUACCGCCAGCGCGGCACCGAUGCUGAGGCCGACAGCUGUCCGAUCCCUUCGGUCGUCGACCGAAGAAUACGUCGCAUGGAGCAGGAGGGCAAGGGCGGCGCCGGCGGGUCGUUGCUAGAGACCAAGAAGCGUUGA
This is a messenger RNA of Moesziomyces antarcticus, 294 nucleotides long. RefSeq lists its product as uncharacterized. Gene Ontology annotation, cellular component: mitochondrial intermembrane space. The coding region runs from base 1 to 294 and encodes 97 amino acids. The transcript has a single exon. The record is from RefSeq and is a predicted model, not a curated record. Lineage: Eukaryota; Fungi; Basidiomycota; Ustilaginomycetes; Ustilaginales; Ustilaginaceae.